Molecule: messenger RNA, 1086 nt
Organism: Penicillium taxi
Lineage: Eukaryota; Fungi; Ascomycota; Eurotiomycetes; Eurotiales; Aspergillaceae
Product: FAD-dependent oxidoreductase
Exons: 4
Coding region: 1-1086 (361 amino acids)
Molecular function (GO): D-amino-acid oxidase activity; FAD binding
Source: RefSeq, a predicted model, not a curated record
AUGCCUAACAUUGUUGUUCUGGGUGCUGGCGUCUCUGGCUUGACAACUGCUUUACAGUUAUCCAAAGACCCGGCUUACAAGAUCACAGUGCUCUCUAAGCACAUGCCUGGUGACUAUGACAUAGAAUAUGCAUCUCCAUGGGCUGGUGCCAACUAUAUGCCGUUUGGAAAGGCUGGAAGCGAUCAUCAGGCCUGGGAAGCCGCUACCUGGCCGACACUGAAGGAGCUGACAGAAAACCACCCCGAGGCUGGUAUACACUUCCAAGACGCGGUAAUCUAUAGCCGGAAGAAAGACCAGGAAUCGGCGACUGGGCAGUGGUCCUCAGAGUUGGUACAGCCUGACCCGUGGUAUAAAGAUGUUGUACCCGAUUUCAAAUCUUUGCCGGAAAGUGACCUCGGACCAGAGAUUGAUAGUGGCCAGAAAUUUACAUCGGUGUGCAUCAACACGGCUGUGUACCUACCAUGGCUCGUGGGCCAGUGUACAAAGGCAGGCGUUGUUUUCAAGAGAGCUGUGUUGAGUCAUAUCAGAGAAGCAGCCUACUUACAUCACUCCAGCAACAAGGCUGAUGUGGUCGUGAACUGUACUGGACUGGCGUCCAAAAAGUUGGGCGGAGUCCUGGAUGAAGCGCUCCUCCCUGCCAGAGCUCAGAUCGUUAUUGUCCGCAACGAUCCCGGUGCCAUGUACGUCAUCUCUGGAACAGACGAUGGCGAGGAUGAGGUCACGUACAUGAUGACGCGUGCUGUGGGAGGUGGCACCGUCCUAGGGGGAUGCUAUCAGAAGAAUAACUGGGAAUCACAGGUUGACCCCAACCUUGCGGUCCGUAUUAUGAAGCGUGCAAUUGCACUUUGCCCGCAACUCGUCAAAGAGGGACAGGGUAUUGAGGGUCUUGAUAUUAUUCGCCAUGGUGUUGGGUUGCGGCCUGUGCGAGAGGGUGGUCCUCGUGUUGAGAAGGAUCUGGUUGAUGGUGUGGCUAUUGUUCACAACUAUGGUCAUGGAGGUUUUGGCUACCAGGCUUCUUUUGGUUGUGCAGAUACUGCGGUGUCUUUGGUCAAGGAGGUCUUGAGUAAGACUCGGGCUAAGCUUUGA